Caenorhabditis angaria is the source of this 310-nucleotide messenger RNA. Lineage: Eukaryota; Metazoa; Nematoda; Chromadorea; Rhabditida; Rhabditidae. The record is from the annotation of a GenBank genome assembly.
AUGCGUGUAAAAAUUCUGUUUUUUGGAGAAGCUUCUGAAUUAGCCCAGAAAACCGAGGAUUUUAUCGAUUUUCCGGAAAAUCAAGAUGAGAUAACUUAUGAAAUUGCAAAAAUGAGAAUUUUCGAAAAAUUCAAAAAUUUACGAAAAAUCGAGAAUAUUUGCAUUUUGGCGGUGGAUGAGAAGUGAGUUUUGGGGAAAUUGAGGAAAAGCUGAAAAUCUGGAAAUUUUCAGAUAUUCUUCUCCUGGCGAAAUGCUGAAAUUGCACCAAUUUUCGGAAAUCGCCAUAAUUCCACCAAUUUCUGGCGGCUAA